Molecule: messenger RNA, 1762 nt
Organism: Cucumis melo (muskmelon)
Lineage: Eukaryota; Viridiplantae; Streptophyta; Magnoliopsida; Cucurbitales; Cucurbitaceae
Product: flavin-containing monooxygenase FMO GS-OX-like 3
Exons: 7
Coding region: 324-1652 (442 amino acids)
Molecular function (GO): NADP binding; flavin adenine dinucleotide binding; N,N-dimethylaniline monooxygenase activity
Source: RefSeq, a predicted model, not a curated record
UUGACAUCAUGUUUUUUCAUGCAGUGCAUAUAUGACAUUAUUAUACUUUUUUGUUUUUGUCAUCCAUGCCCGACUUCUAAACUAUUGAACUUUCCUUGCCAUGUUUCCUGAUCUCUUCUUGACUAGUUGAACUAAAGUUUACAAAAGAAUUUGGGCUCGAAAUACUUUGUUUUUUUCUUGUGAAUUAACGAACUUUUGAAGAUACUAACUAUUAGUAUAAUACUACAACUUGCAAGUCGACUGGGCAGCAAAGACGACGAUAAAAAAUUGAAUCUUGUCGUACUUUUGCACCGAAUUUCCUCACCUCACUUCAACCAACGACUAUGCAACACUCCCGGCGCGUGGCAGUGAUCGGAGCUGGUGCCGGAGGCCUCGUGUCGGCACGGGAACUUUCCCGCGAGGGUCACCAUGUGGUCGUAUUCGAACGGAAUACUCAAAUCGGAGGGACCUGGGUAUAUUCGCCGGAAAUUGAAUCCGACCCACUUGGAAUCGACCCGAAUCGGACCCGAAUUCAUAGCAGCCUUUACAAAUCUCUACGCACCAAUCUUCCCAGAGAACUCAUGGGAGUCCGUGAUUACCCGUUUGUUCCUCGAGAAGGGGAGGAUCGAGAUCCGAGGCGAUUUCCAUGUCAUCGAGAGGUUUUAAAGUAUUUGGAAGAUUUCGCUAAUGAAUUUGGGAUUCGUAAAUUGGUGAGAUUUAGAACUGAGGUGGUGUUUGCUGGUUUGGAGAAGCUUGGGAAAUGGAGAGUUGAAUUCAGAUGUGAAAAUGGGGAUUUUGAUUAUGACAUUUUUGAUGCUGUGGUUGUUUGUGUUGGAAACUUUUCGGAGCCUCAUGUAGCGGAGAUUCCUGGGAUUGACGGAUGGCCUGGGGAGCAAGUGCAUAGUCACAAUUAUCGUGAUGCCGAACCAUUUCGAGGUAAGGUUGUUGUCUUGAUAGGUUAUUCCUUUAGUGGUAUGGACAUUUCUGAGGAGCUCAAUGGGGUUGCCAAAGAAAUUCAUAUUGCUUGCAGAUCAGCUAAAACAGAGCUUUUGGGCACACAAUCAAUUAUUAGUAAUGCGUCAUUUCAUCCAAUGAUCAAAAGUGUCUGUGAAGAUGGGACAGUGGUCUUCCAAGACGGAUGCGUUAUUUCGGCUGAUGUUAUUCUACAUUGCACUGGGUACAAAUAUCAUUUCCCUUUUCUCGAAACCAACGGCAUUGUUACGGUGGACGACAACCGUGUCGGACCUCUAUACCAGCAUGUCUUCCCCCCAGCAUUGGCCCCAGGGCUUUCCUUUAUUGGGUUACCAUUUAAGGCUGUUCCUUUGCCCAUCUUUGAGCUUCAAAGCAAUUGGAUUGCUGGUGUUUUAUCAAAAAGGAUUGCACUUCCAUCAAAAGAGGAAAUGUUGGCAGAUGUUAAAGCUUUCUAUGAAGAUCUUGAAGUUCUUGGGAAGCCCAAGCAUCGGACCCAUGAAUUGGGUGAUGAUAUGCCUGUCUAUUGUAACUGGCUUGCAACAACUUGUGGUUGUCCGGCCUUCGAAGAAUGGAGGAAGCAAAUGUACAUUGCUAUUGGUAUUUAUAAAAUGGCCAAUCUCAAGACGUAUCGUGAUGAUUGGCAGGAUGAUAAGUUGUUUUGUCAAGCUUACGAGGAAUUUAGCAAGUAUACAUACAAAUGAAAGAACACUCAAUAAUGUUUCGUAAGAUUAUAUGUGUACAUUACAUAUUUAUCUAAUGUUGGAUCCUGAUUUGAAAAUAAUAUCAACUUAUAGUAACAUAUUGAAUUGCC